AUGAUUAGUUCGUAUAUUUUUGGUUUUAUCGUCGCAAUUGUUUCCUACUAUGUGUACACGAGUUAUGUGAAUACGUACUCCAGUAUAGUUACAAAACCCGAUAAAAGAUACGACUAUAUUAUAGUUGGCGCGGGAACAGCUGGGUGUGUAUUGGCCGCAAGGCUUAGCGAAGACCCAAAUGUCAAAGUUCUGUUAGUGGAAGCGGGAGACCACAUGGGAUUUUUUACCAAAAUCCCGCUGACUUCAACAGCCGCGCAGCAAGGGCCGAACGACUGGUCAGUCCGGACUACACCGCAGAAGUACUCCUCCUUUGGACUUUGGGAUCAGACACAGAUCAUUCCAAGAGGCAAAGGGCUCGGAGGUACCGGCCAAAUAAACUUUCUACUCCACGGUUUUGGUCUACCCGAAGACUAUGAUAGAUGGACGCAAAAAGGAUUUAAAGGAUGGUCCUUGCAAGACUUGAAGCCUUACUUCGUAAAAGCUUUUGGGACUAUUAUGAGUGAAUACGACUCGGCCUAUUGUCAUAAAGGAGCUCCGUGCUCUUCGGCACCAAUGCAGCUCAAAGGGAUAGACGACGACGACGAACUCAUGAAGACAUUCAAGCAAGCGUCAGGUACCCUCGGCGGCAAGCACACCGUGUUCCGAAGACCGACAGCCACUGUCACUAGUGGCAUGAGACAUUCCACCUUAGACGCUUACCUAAAGCCAGCGCUGAAUAGACAGAACCUGCAUGUGGUGCUUAAUACCCAGGCUGUUUCCAUACGCUUUGAUAACCUGACGGCAUCUUCUCUAUACAUCCUGCAAAAUCAACGAAGUCUGGACAACAUAUUUGUCGACAAGGAAAUCAUCCUGUCAGCUGGUGCGAUAAAAACACCACAAGUGUUGAUCCUGUCUGGAAUCGGACCGCGAGAUUUAAUAAGACGUUUGAGAAUAGGCUUGGUAGCAGAAAACGAACACGUCGGCACCAACCUCCACGACCACAUGAACAUGCCGAUCUACGUCAGCAUUAAGAAGCCAAUAAGCGUCACACUGGCGAAAGUCUUCACGGCUAGCACUCUUUGGGAGUACAUUUGGAGGAGAGAAGGGUACCUAGCGUUUCCUCCACUGGCCGGCGUGGAGUACCAUAACACGUCUGCUGUGAUGCUGUUCUCCAUGGGCUCCACCAGCGAGCGGCUGCUACGAGACUUGUCCAAUUAUAAACAUCAGGUGUACCGGGACACAUAUCCCUUCCACAACGAUACCCGUAAGGAAGGCUUCAUGUUUCUUGCGACGUGUGUUCAGCCGCGGAGCCGUGGAUCCGUCACUCUCAGAGACUCCAGCACCUCAAUACCGGCCGUUGUUGACACCAACUACCUGCAUCAGUACUACGACGUUGCCUGCAUGGUGAAAGCUAUGAGGCGAGCGGAACGUUUGGUGUCCACGAAAGUUUUCCAAGAGAUCGGGGCGAGGAUACACUGGCCGAGACCAGAGCGGUGUCUCUCUUUCUGGAAGUACUCUGUAGAAGAUCAGACUGGAGUGAAACCAAGGCGAAAGAGAUUCAAAUCAUUCAAACGCGACAAGAAACUCAAAGAAGCAGCAUCUGGGAAUAAAACAGCAAAGACCUUGAGUCCUCCAGAUGCUUAUUUGGAGUGCGUGGUGAGAGAAGUCGCUGUGACGGGACACCAUGUUGCGGGCACUUGCUCAGCAGGCACUGUGGUAGAUGAGGAACUGAGAGUUAAGAAAGUUUCCGGCUUGAGGAUAAUGGACGCGAGUGUACUUCCAACACCAAUCUCGCUGUACCCGAACUCUGUGCUAGUUGCGAUGGCUGAAAAGGCCGCCGAUCUUAUACGUAACACUCCGGACUCUUUAUAUCAACUAUUGUGA
Molecule: messenger RNA, 1863 nt
Organism: Parnassius apollo (apollo)
Lineage: Eukaryota; Metazoa; Arthropoda; Insecta; Lepidoptera; Papilionidae
Source: the annotation of a GenBank genome assembly